Messenger RNA from Arvicanthis niloticus (Nile rat), 6181 nucleotides. It is a transcript of the gene Pkn2, whose product is annotated as protein kinase N2. Gene Ontology annotation, molecular function: ATP binding; protein serine/threonine kinase activity; small GTPase binding. Gene Ontology annotation, biological process: signal transduction; protein phosphorylation. The record is from RefSeq and is a predicted model, not a curated record. Lineage: Eukaryota; Metazoa; Chordata; Mammalia; Rodentia; Muridae.
GGUGCGACAGGAGGAGCUGCCGCCGCGGCCGCUGCGCCCCGCACCGAGAGCUCCGAGGCGGCUCCCGGCGUCGCCCUGAGGGAGCGGCUGAGGGAACAGAGUCCGGCGGGCGGCGGCGGCGGCCGGCGAGGGGAGCCGCGCCGAGGGCCCUCGCUCCCCGCCGCUCUCCAUGAGCCGGGCCGCCUGAGCCGCGCCUGCAGCCGGGCCGCGCCUCCAUGACUCCCUAGCUGCUGCUUUUCUCUCCGGUCCUCACCCCCCGCCCGGCUCCGGUCCCGCCUUCUCCCUCGGCCGCGCCGCCGGCCGCCUUCAGGUGCGGAGUCCCGAGCGGAGCGCCAUGGCGUCCAACCCCGACCGGGGGGAGAUUCUCCUCACCGAGCUGCAGGGAGAUUCCCGGACUCUUCCAUUUUCUGAGAAUGUGAGUGCUGUUCAGAAACUAGACUUUUCAGAUACAAUGGUGCAACAGAAACUGGACGACAUCAAGGAUCGAAUAAAGAGAGAAAUAAGGAAAGAACUGAAAAUCAAAGAAGGAGCUGAAAACCUGAGGAAAGUUACAACAGAUAAGAAAAAUUUGGCUUAUGUAGACAACAUUUUGAAAAAGUCAAAUAAAAAAUUAGAAGAGUUACAUCACAAGCUACAAGAAUUGAAUGCACACAUCGUUGUAUCGGAUCCAGAGGACUCUGCAGAUUGUCCGAGGACUCCAGAUACUCCAAAUAGUGAUUCUCGUAGUUCUACUAGCAACAAUAGAUUGAUGGCCUUACAGAAACAGCUGGAUAUAGAACUUAAAGUAAAGCAAGGUGCAGAGAACAUGAUACAAAUGUACUCAAAUGGCUCUUCAAAGGAUCGGAAACUCCAUGGUACAGCUCAACAACUGCUCCAGGAUAGCAAGACAAAAAUAGAAGUCAUCCGAAUGCAGAUUCUUCAGGCCGUCCAGACCAAUGAGCUGGCUUUUGAUAAUGCAAAACCUGUGAUAAGCCCUCUUGAGCUUCGGAUGGAAGAAUUAAGACAUCAUUUUAGGAUAGAAUUUGCAGUAGCCGAAGGUGCAAAGAAUGUCAUGAAAUUACUUGGCUCAGGAAAAGUAACAGACAGAAAAGCGCUUUCAGAAGCACAAGCGAGAUUUAAUGAAUCAAGUCAGAAGUUGGACCUUUUAAAAUAUUCACUAGAGCAAAGGUUAAAUGAACUCCCCAAGAAUCACCCCAAAAGCAGUGUCGUCAUUGAGGAGCUUUCACUUGUUGCGUCACCAACCCUGAGUCCACGACAGAGUAUGCUGUCCACGCAGAACCAGUAUAGCACACUGUCCAAGCCAGCAGCGCUGACCGGUACUUUGGAAGUUCGUCUUAUGGGGUGCCAAGAUAUCCUAGAGAAUGUUCCUGGACGGUCAAAAGCAACAUCCGUAGCACUGCCUGGAUGGAGUCCAAGUGAAAACAGAUCAUCUUUUAUGAGCAGAACUAGUAAAAGUAAAAGUGGAAGUAGUCGCAACCUCCUGAAAACUGAUGACUUGUCCAAUGAUGUCUGUGCUGUUCUGAAGCUGGAUAAUACUGUGGUUGGUCAAACUAGCUGGAAGCCUAUUUCCAAUCAGUCGUGGGACCAGAAGUUUACACUGGAACUAGACAGGUCACGUGAACUGGAAAUUUCAGUUUAUUGGCGUGAUUGGCGAUCUCUGUGUGCUGUAAAGUUUCUGAGGUUAGAAGAUUUUUUAGACAACCAGCGGCAUGGCAUGUGUCUCUAUUUGGAACCACAGGGUACUUUAUUUGCAGAGGUUACUUUUUUUAAUCCAGUUAUUGAAAGACGACCAAAACUCCAAAGACAAAAGAAAAUUUUUUCAAAACAACAAGGCAAAACAUUUCUCAGAGCUCCUCAAAUGAAUAUUAAUAUUGCCACUUGGGGAAGGCUAGUGAGACGAGCUAUUCCCACAGUAAAUCAUUCUGGCACAUUCAGCCCUCAGACUCCUGUGCCUGCUACAGUGCCAGUGGUUGAUGCACGCAUUCCUGAACUAGCACCUCCAGCCAGUGAUUCUACAGUAACCAAAUUGGACUUUGAUCUUGAACCUGAACCUCCUCCAGCCCCACCACGUGCUUCUUCCCUUGGAGAGAUAGAUGAAUCUUCUGAAUUGAGAGUUUUGGAUAUACCCGGACAGGGUUCAGAAACUGUUUUCGAUAUUGAGAAUGACAGAAAUAACAUGCGUCCAAAAUCCAAAUCUGAAUAUGAGCUUACCAUUCCUGACUCAGGUCGAAGCUGUUGGGGUGUUGGAGAGCUUGAGGACAGGAGAUCUCAACAGAGAUUUCAGUUCAGUCUACAAGACUUCAGGUGCUGUGCUGUCUUGGGCAGAGGACACUUUGGAAAGGUGCUGUUGGCAGAAUAUAAACACACAAAUGAAAUGUUUGCAAUAAAAGCCUUAAAGAAAGGAGACAUUGUGGCACGAGAUGAAGUAGACAGCCUGAUGUGUGAAAAACGAAUUUUUGAGACUGUGAAUAGUGUGAGGCACCCGUUUCUAGUGAACCUUUUUGCAUGUUUCCAAACAAAAGAGCACGUUUGCUUUGUGAUGGAGUACGCUGCAGGUGGGGACCUGAUGAUGCACAUCCACACUGAUGUCUUCUCCGAACCCAGAGCUGUAUUUUAUGCAGCAUGUGUAGUUCUUGGGUUGCAAUAUUUACAUGAACACAAAAUUGUUUAUAGAGAUUUGAAGUUGGAUAACUUGUUGCUAGAUACAGAAGGCUUUGUGAAAAUUGCUGACUUUGGUCUUUGCAAAGAAGGAAUGGGCUAUGGAGAUAGGACAAGCACAUUUUGUGGUACUCCUGAAUUUCUUGCCCCAGAAGUAUUAACAGAAACAUCAUACACAAGGGCUGUAGAUUGGUGGGGCCUUGGCGUCCUUAUCUAUGAAAUGCUCGUCGGAGAGUCUCCCUUCCCUGGUGAUGAUGAAGAAGAGGUUUUUGACAGUAUUGUAAAUGACGAAGUAAGGUAUCCAAGGUUCUUAUCUACAGAAGCCAUUUCCAUAAUGAGAAGGCUGUUAAGGAGAAAUCCUGAGCGGCGCCUGGGAGCUGGUGAGAAAGAUGCAGAGGAUGUAAAGAAGCACCCAUUUUUCCGGCUAACCGACUGGAGUGCUCUAAUGGACAAAAAAGUAAAGCCACCAUUUGUUCCUACCAUUAGAGGACGGGAAGAUGUUAGUAACUUUGAUGAUGAAUUUACCUCAGAAGCACCUAUUCUGACUCCACCUCGAGAACCAAGGAUCCUCUUGGAAGAGGAGCAGGAGAUGUUCCGCGACUUUGACUAUGUUGCUGAUUGGUGUUAAGUUUCUGGACACUGUGAGACCAAGCAGACUGGCCGACAAGACAACCUCUUGAAAACAGCAGCCCUGCAUUUGCUUUCUGUGCCACCAGGAGCUUCUGAGGUUAUAUAAAGCACACGAAGAUGCGGUUACAGUACUGUUUUAUACCUUAAUGUUUUCAACAUAAAUCUGAACACUGGAAGCAGUUUGAUGGAGUUUAGGCUGAGUGAACAUUGGCCAUGGAAAUCCAUUACAAAUAAAUACUUUUACAUCAAUACUCUGUUUUUAAAAAGAAGAAGAAGAACCACUCUUUUUAUAGUCCUCAUCCUUGCCCUAGGCCUGCCUUAAGUGGAUGGAAGAUUAAUCACUUAACUGUAUUUUAUAAAAGAAAAGCAGGGCUUUGGAUGCUAUUACUGGUCAUAUAAAAAGUGUGAUUCUGUUUGACCAAGGCAAGUAUUUUUUAAGAAAUCACUAUAAUAUGAAAAAAUAUGGCAGUUUGUACACCUUUGGUGGCUUGAUUUAAAGAAAAAAAAUGAGAAUGUAUUGAUGUCUAGUUUGAUGAAUUUUCUAUAUUUAUCAGGAGAACACUUUAUUGCCUUAACUUUACCAACCAUGUAGCAGAACCUCAUAGCUUUCCAGCAGAGCUACCUGCCAGCAAGCUUUGUUUAUUAAACAAUGCUGCAAACAGAUAGGAACAUCAGCAUUUACUUAACAUUAACAAUGAGGAUGGACUUCUGAGCAGCUGGAACCAAGAUACCAUGCUAACUGUAUGCAUUCCCAAGUCGGCGCCGUGGAGGAUGUUCAGUCGGGUCUUCCAAAGUCAGUAAACCUCAUUAAUUAACCCUUUAUCGACAUGCAUUCUACACGCAUUUCAACCUAGACAUCUUGUUCUUGUGUCUGCUGUAGAAGGGAACUCUAUCUUUGUUAAACCAUAGAGAUUAUCAUGGUAUACAUGCUGUGAACAUGUAUAUGUACAAGUUGUAAUGUAUUCUGUGUUGUAGGCAUAUUAUUUAAUUUCACCAUGUCAUCACUUUUGUACAGUGGCCAAGCAGACACCUCCAACUCCAGCAUUUCCAUUGAGUGCGUUUGUACAUUUUAGGCCGCUGGAUCCAGAUUUUAUAUUGGCAGUUACUGAGGGCAAAAGCAAUAUAUUGUAACAGAAUGUAUAAAUAUUUUUGAUAAAACAGUCUAUAUUUUAUAAAAAGUUAUUAUAACACUAAAGCUGUACCUCAAAAGUCUCACAAAUAAUUUGAUCAAAUACUCUACACAUCCUCAGAGGAUCCGUUCAUGGCUUUUUAUCGCUCUUAUCAUAUGCCUUUUUGCAAAUCAUGACCUUCACUGGGCUGAUUUUUUUUUAGGCUUUUGUUUGUUUUCACUUUUUUUCUCCUAGCCUAUAUCACUCCAUUGUUCUCCCUCAGUUCAGUAAUAUUAUUGAUAACUCUGUGCGUAGCAUGUUAGGGCCAUGAUACCUCAGGAACAGCAAAUUGGUAACUAACAACACUUGAAUUAACCACGUAAUCACAGUAAGCUCAUCUCUUACAGUCGUCCAAAUCUGAGUCAGUGAGAAACAGGAAAGCACCAAAUACUUGAAGAGUUGAGCUUGAAACAGCUUUGCUGAGAUACAUUGUACUCUGAGAAUGAUUAAAAUUGUCCAGAGAUACUUUAUAUUACCUUCCAAAUUCAUUAUUAUUUUUAUCCCAAGAUCGUUUGGAAGAAAAUUUUCUAAAAAGAGGAGCAAUAUGUUGCUGUGAGUUGCUUUAAAAUGCCAGUUAAUUGCCUUGGAAAAGAACAAUAGAAAAAAAUAGCAUAAUUGUCAAGCUUUAAUUUAAACAGUGUUAACACAGUCUGAAAAUAAAACACUAACUACUUUUGAGGUACAGUCUGCUUACCUUUGUUGGUUCUGAAAUAUGCAUAGAAGGCAACAUUUCAAAUGGGCUUUUAGCAUUAAAAACUGACAUAGAGUUAUAUACACAGUGUACAAAAAUUUUUUUAAUUGAAGUCAAUCACUAAAAAAUUUAGAGGUCAGGGCAUAGUCACACAAUUAUGCUGAAAAAAAGCACUCAUUUUUCUGUAGUUUAAAAUAUAUAUAUAUAUUUUAGCCAGAUUUUAAAUUUUAAGAGUGUAAAUAGAUUUUGCUAUUACUGUAUGUGUAUUGACUGCUCAAGCACUUUGUAAGGGAAGCGGAUACUUGAGAAUGGUACCCUAUGCAUCCAAAUGAAAUGUGCCUUUACGUCAUUCAAAGAAAAAGGGGGUUUUGCAGUCAUAAAUUACUACAAAUGCACAAAUUAAAGUUUAAAAUAGAUUGAAAUUUGUAACUUUGGUUUUAAGUUUUCAUUCCUGUUAGAAUUUUCCUGUUAGAAUAUUUUGUGUUAAAAUAAUUGGCUAAAGAAGUUGGCUCUACUUUGUUCAAGGUCUUGAGAAAAUUAUUUUUAGCUAGCUUUCUGUUUAUCCUGGGGAAGGCACAUUGUCCACUUCACUUGAAAUAAUGGGGAGAUUCCAUGUUCUAGUUCUGUACUCCACAGUGUCUUCCACCCGUGCAUAGAAUGCCCUUUGUCACUAGACACCGAGACCAGCAAAGUUGCCAGAAGGACUAAGAAGCAAGCGUGCUAAUGGUAAAGUAUGAGCAGUGUUGACACGGGAGCUUCCUCUUGUUAGAGCAGUGCUUCUCAUCCUGGGGGUCAGAUGGCCACUUCGCAGGGGCUGCAUAUCAUAUGCCUAUGUUGCAAUUUAUUAUAGUAGCAAAAUUACAGUUAUGAAGUAGCAACAAGAUAAUUUCAUAGUCGACAGUCACCACAACAUGAGGUUUUACAUAUUAUAGGGUCAAAGCAUUAGGAAUUUUGAGAACCACUGUGUUAGAGGAUAACAUUUUAGUAUUGGAUCUGACAUUUGAGAAAUUUGGCAAAUUAAUAAAGCAGAAUG